This is a messenger RNA of Aspergillus candidus, 841 nucleotides long. RefSeq names its product peroxiredoxin family protein. The record is from RefSeq and is a predicted model, not a curated record. Gene Ontology annotation, biological process: hydrogen peroxide catabolic process; cell redox homeostasis; cellular response to oxidative stress. The coding region runs from base 178 to 684 and encodes 168 amino acids. Gene Ontology annotation, molecular function: thioredoxin peroxidase activity. NCBI's taxonomy places the organism in Eukaryota, Fungi, Ascomycota, Eurotiomycetes, Eurotiales, Aspergillaceae. The transcript has 4 exons. Gene Ontology annotation, cellular component: cytoplasm; mitochondrion; peroxisome.
UGCCUGUCUGCCCGCCCCAUAUCAUCCCACUUGAAAUCUUUCAAUCCUAUAUAACCUCCUCCCUCCUUCCCCUCCCCCACUCAUCUCGUCUUCCAUUCACUUAUCUUCCACUCACCCACUUCUUCCUACACUUUUUAUAUCUCUUCUAUCCCCUUUAAAACCACCCAAUCUUCCAAAAUGUCUGGCCUCAAGACCGGUGACAGCUUCCCCGCGGACACUGUCUUCUCCUACAUCCCCUACAGCGAGGAGAAGGGCGAGAUCACCGCCUGCGGUAUCCCCAUCAACUACAACGCCUCCAAGGAGUGGGCCAACAAGAAGGUCAUCCUCUUCGCCCUCCCCGGUGCCUUCACUCCCGUCUGCUCCGCUCGUCACGUCCCCGAGUACCUUGAGCGUCUGCCCGAGAUCCACGCCAAGGGUGUCGACGUUGUUGCCGUCCUCGCCUACAACGAUGCCUACGUCAUGAGCGCCUGGAGCAAGGCCAACGGUGUCAAGAACGACGACAUCCUCUUCCUGUCCGACCCUGAUGCCAAGUUCUCCAAGAGCAUCGGCUGGGCCGAUGAGGAGGGCCGCACCAAGCGUUUCGCCAUCGUCAUCGACCACGGCAAGGUCACCUACGCCGCUCUCGAGCCCGCCAAGAACCACCUCGAGUUCUCGAGCGCCGAGACCGUCAUCAAGAACCUGUAAAUGCAGGCCAACUUAAACAUUAGAUGUGACAUGGAUUUAAAUAGACGGCGCUAAGAUUCCCCUGGUGCAGUUAGUGACUUGCAAAGACGAGGACUCGCGUUAGAAAUAGAUUUCCCAUUCAGAGGAAAAAUACAAAUCUCUUACGAAGGAAUGAAAA